Messenger RNA from Phytomonas sp. Hart1, 495 nucleotides. The record is from the annotation of a GenBank genome assembly. Lineage: Eukaryota; Euglenozoa; Kinetoplastea; Trypanosomatida; Trypanosomatidae.
AUGGACGGACAAGGAGAGGAACAAAGACAACGCGCGCGCCUACUUCAACGUAAAGGGCUUUCACUCAUGCGUCUUACGAAUCCCCGACUCUCCGAAAGUGAUUCCAAAGCGGUUAUGUUGAUUGUUGCCAUUCUUCUCAAAAUUCCGACAAUAAUUGAUACUGAUGUCAAUACCAUGGAAUCAAGGUUGCGUAUGAUGUCUGAACCGACUCAAGACAGCCAAACGUCAUCUCUGCGGUGCAACUCGCCUAGAAAAUGCAGUACCAAGUUAUCUGCAUCUAAUUUGAGGGACUCCAUUUAUGAUUGCCACCCCGUCAUCUCCGAUUCAUCAACACAUGAAAACUCCACCAUUGAGCUUACCAUUCCAGUCCUUUCACACCUUUGGCCUGGGUUAUUAGAGAAAAAAAUUGCGUCAGCUUGCUUGCAGUGCUUCAAUAGCAAAAGCAACAAUUCUAUGGAAAAUCCAAGCCAUAACAAGACAGACAAUGAAAGUUAA